AUGAAUUUUCCCUCUUCUUCAAAUCCUUUAUCGGAUUGGAUAACCUUGGCCGACGACAAUUCGGAGAGUGUUGAUAUGACUUCAUCUACUGAUGAAAGUUCAAGAAGAGACAUCGAAUUAAUGAAACCUAUAGAGAUUGAAUAUAGAGCCAAAAUACAUUAUUCGAAUUGGUACGCAUCUGGGGAUAUCGGAAACGAAAAUAAUAUAAAUCAAUCAUCAUCUGGAUCCUUUGAACGGGAUAAGUCGGAUCGUAUCAAGUGGGAGAUAGGCCAUCUAUAUCUCAAAAAACAAUAUUUAAAUGUCAUAGAAUUGAUAUUUUCAACCAUUAAUUUGAAAAACACUGAUAGACUAUCCAAUCAAGACGAUGAAUAUUUAUUACAAAAUUAUUUCUCAAAUGAUACUGUCUUUCAGUUUUCGAAAAAGUUUAUAACAGCUAAACUACCUGUCAUAUUGAAAAGAGAGCUGUUAGACACUUUCAUUAGAUGUUUAUUUAAAAUUGUCAACUGCUAUUGUGUUAAUGUAAAACCAGAAAAUACUCAAGAGUUGAAGAGAACUGUUGUCCAGAAGACCAUAACAUAUUAUUCAGUGAUUGAAAAAGAUAUUUUAAACAAUAACCAACAAAUGUCAAAAGCUAAUAGAAUACCACGUUCGCACAAAGCAAACUUUCUGUUAGACAUAUGGGACUUGAAAGCACAAACUCAAUUGAUCAUGGCAAAACACUUUCUUUCAAAAAGCGAAGCAACUCAUGUAGUGAUGAGUUCAGUAUUACUGUUGCAGAAAUGCCUGCAUUGUAAAGAUUCACUCUUAUUCAUGCUUGAAGAGGAUGGAAAAAAGCCAAAACAACAUUCUGAGAAUUUAGAGGGAACUAACCUAGAUUUCAGACUUACUCUUGUGGAUACAUGUUACCAAACAUCUACCAGAAGCUCUUCAAUUUGGAAGCACCUAGAAGAGUGCUAUUCCUAUUUAGAAAUGCCACUCUGUGCUCGUCGAAGUUCCUAUUUUUCUCGUUCACUCACAAGAAUUAAUUCUCUAUUUAACAGUAUUGCAACAAAGCACUCAUAUUCAAAGGAAAAGAUACACACCUUUUCAGAAGAGGAGUUAUCAGGAUGCACUAUUGACGAGUGUUAUUUGCCAAACAUUACCAAUGCCUUUGAGAUACCGUUUCCAACAGUAGAAGAUGCCAUUGCUUUUGAUAAGAAAUUUGUUGAAAUUUAUUUAUUCAACACAAAGACAAUACAUUCAAUUUUGAGCGAGCAACGAGGAUUAAAAUCAACAGAAGAUAUUGAUGACUCAUUGAUUAAGAGAGGAAAUGAUGAAGAUGAUGAGGAUGCACCUAGAACAUUUGAUGCAUCUCAGUUAUAA
Messenger RNA from Naegleria fowleri, 1362 nucleotides. RefSeq lists its product as uncharacterized. The record is from RefSeq and is a predicted model, not a curated record. Bases 1 to 1362 code for a protein of 453 amino acids. NCBI's taxonomy places the organism in Eukaryota, Heterolobosea, Eutetramitea, Acrasida, Naegleriidae. The transcript has a single exon.